GUGUGGGUGGGCCCACUCCUCACGCAGCUGGGUAGGGGUGGGGAAAUGGAACGAGGGGCUGGGGACGGGACGGGGACGGGGUGGGCUGUGAUGUCUCAAACUGAGUGACCUCAUAAAGGCCGCUGGAAACAAGGUUCCGGUGGAUUGAGGGGCAGAGCCAAGGCCAGGGCUGGAGGACGCCCGGGGACCAUGGAGGGCAGCCGAAGGCAGAAGACCAAGAGAUCCCCUACACUGGCACAGGGAACGUACAGGUCCCCACAGCAGCCUCGAAGACUGCCCACACAGGACCCAGGAGGGGAGCAGGGCUGCAGGACACAGAAGGGGAGGCCUCAGCAGCCCGCUCCCCCGCUGAGCCCAAGGGAGCCAGUAUCCAUCAAAGGCGUAGGGGCCGGGCAGUCCUCCCAAAGGCCCAGGCAGUUCAAGCGCCUUGCAGCUGCCAGCUUGGUGCGGUCAGGCUCUGGGUCUCAGCGCUCUGCAGAGGAGAGCCUGCUGCCCCUGACAGCCCGGCUGCUGGCAGCGUUCCAGGAGAUCUUCAAACUGUUCAGCUCCGGCCCGACAGGCUCUGUGGACAUGCGCAGCAUGAAAGCCACCCUGCGCAAUGUGGGCAUCCAGCUGAGCCCACAGGAGAUGUGCAAGGCCCUGCAGCAGGCAGACUUGGAUGGUGAUGGAACCGUAAGCUUCAAAGACUUCCUGGGUGUCCUCACUGACAGCUACCGCCUGGCUCAGUGCUUGGGCCAGGUGAGGAACAGCCAGUUCUGGGACCCCCAGGGCCUGCAAACCCUGUUCUUAGAGAUGCUGUUCAAGCUGAUGAACCAGGGCUUCCUGCCUCACAGGGUGGUGCAGGAAGUGAUGAGCUACUACACCAAGAAGCAGCGGGCUCUGCAGCUGAACCCCGGCUGGAAGGGCUGGUCCCGAGGGCGCAGCAGCGCUGGGCGCCCUCACAUGGGCCUCACCUUCUUCUGCCAGGCCGCGCGUCUCAGUGGCCUCUCCAGCACAGAGCUGGAGCGCUCCCUGCACAGACUGCACAAAGCGGGUGUGCACAGCCCCUACUCUCAGAUACCUAACUUGGCCAUGUGGACACCCCCGGAAGACGGGAUGUGGCACCGAGCCCCACGCCCCAAAGUCCGACUUCCCAAGUCCUGCCACUCCAGCCGCCACAAGCUCGUGCCCACCCAGAGGUCGCUCAGCCCAGAGUUCAUGGGCCAGCCACUAGACUAUCUGCGACCCUCGAAGAUGACUCCCUCCCCCCCAACUCUAGUGCAGAAGCAGCCCUAUUCCCCUUCGCCAGCCUGUUUGCAGAAACCUGCUAUGAAAAAGAAGCAUUUGCGGAGCAGAACAGCCUGGUGUGGUGGGGCGGGCACAGAGCGGACGCAGAUCUUUUGCAAACAUCUUUAUUAA
Messenger RNA from Mustela erminea (ermine), 1398 nucleotides. Its product is annotated as spermatogenesis-associated protein 21-like. The record is from RefSeq and is a predicted model, not a curated record. Gene Ontology annotation, molecular function: calcium ion binding. NCBI's taxonomy places the organism in Eukaryota, Metazoa, Chordata, Mammalia, Carnivora, Mustelidae.